Molecule: messenger RNA, 1164 nt
Organism: Schistosoma spindalis
Lineage: Eukaryota; Metazoa; Platyhelminthes; Trematoda; Strigeidida; Schistosomatidae
Source: the annotation of a GenBank genome assembly
AUGAAGAAGCGAUUACAUCGAUCUGUUGGUUGUUUUGGAUUUAGAUCUAUUCGUAUUUUUUCAAACUCAGCGAUUACCAGUAAAAAGCUGCAAUCCAAAAAUCCCCCUAUUCAGAACUGUGAUCCAGACCCCAAAACGUAUAACAAAGGACAAAAUUUACCAGCGUCUAGUGAUUAUGACCUGAUUUUAAGUACUGUAGUAAAAGAAAAUGAUGUCUCAUGUUCCACUUCUCAAGUAACCAAUACUAGAGCGCACAAUAGUAAUUUAUCACACACAAAAACUAGCAACGUCGAGGAAAAUGGAAAAUACUUAGUGUUUGGUGGUAAAGUUUCUGAACCUCGUGCUCCACGUAUUUUUAAUGUCAGAAAACAACAACCGAUGGAAUUUCAAUCUCGUACACUCAGUCCUUUCGAUAAUCAAGAUGUACAUGAAUCAUUGCAAAGAAAUUUUAUCCUUAACUGCUCAUCUGUUUCAGCAUUGAAGCACAACUCUUCUGAAACAAGAAAGACUGAUGAUUUCGAUCCACAAUUCGAAAAACAAUUAAAUAAUGGUAGUAGACAUUGUGACCUAAAUAAUGAUGUAUCAGAAGGUAUUCACAAUUACUUAUUGAAUUCUCCAUCCUGUACAAAUUUACUAAACACUGUGACUGCUAAAUGUUCAGAUAAAAAGUUGAUUUCCAAGUCUUACCGUCUUGAAAUUCCUACACAAAGGCCAAAUCAUCCUCUAAAACUUUCUCCAUCUUUUAUGGAAUCAAAUUCAAAGAAAAUUGUUAAUGAUUCUUCGCGUCAUGAAUCAAAGCAUCCAUCUAGUUUCCUAUUUGCUAAUGAACAAAAAGAAAUGGUUGAGGAAUUACAAGCAACAAGAAUUAUUCUUUUGAAACUGAGACGUUUAUUAAUCGAGAUUCCGAUUUCGGGAAAUAAUCUUUAUUCUCCAACUUUCAAACCAACAAAUCUAUGCAACAACUCUUUGCAUUCCCUCAACUUUACCAUGUGUCAUUGUGAUGUAAAUCAAAGUCGAUUUCCAUUUGUUCCCUCAAUUACCGAAGAUAAUCGACUAAUACCCUCUCUCUCUAACAAAUCAGUCAAUAGAACUGGUCUUGAAGAGCUUAUUGAUAGCCUUGCACAGCUUCACUUUGAAAAAUCAGAAAUUCUAUGCGCUACCUAA